UUGUGCAGGACGGCGAGUCGGUCGAGAUGGCCAGCGCGCUGGACACGCUUAUCAGACUCUUCGGGUCCAGGACGCUGUCGCUGCGGUUCGCCAACUGCUGCUACUGCUGGAUGGCCAACUGCUUCGUGUACUUCGGACUGCUGCUGAACACCGUGACGCUCUCCGGCGACCAGUACGUCAACUUCAUCCUGUCCGGCCUGCUGGAGGUCCCCGCCAACCUGCUCGUCCUGUGGCUGCAGGACUACGCCGGCCGCCGCUGGCCCGUGGCCGGCGCUCUGGUGGUGUCCGGAGUCUGCUGCCUCGCCGUCCUGGGCGUCCCGGCCGACCAGCCGGUGCUGUCGGUGGCGCUGUACAUGCUGGGCAGGUUCGCCGUCACCAUCUCGUUCAACGUGAUAUACGUCAUCUCCGCUGAAAUGUUCCCCACCAACAUCCGCUCCUCCAUGUUAAACAUCUGCUCGUCCUUCGGCACCGUCGGCCUGGUGCUGGCCCCGCAGACGCCCCUGCUGGCGACCGUGAGCGAGUCGCUGCCGCUGACGCUGUUCGGCGUCGUGUCGCUGUCCAGCGGGCUGCUCGCGCUGCUGUUCCCCGAGACCACGGGCCGGCCGCUGCCGGAGACGCUGGAUGAGGCCGAGAGCCUGGGCGCCGCGGUGGACCGCGCUGCCCAACGCCCUGGUGGUGGUGCGACCGGCAGUAGGCCUCGGGCUCGGAAGAACACAUCGAUGUACGAGAGACUCUCGUAGGUGUCACUCCCUCCCCCCAAACCUGAGUUCAACGCAACGCGACGACCUUCACGCCCCCCAGUCUGGCAGGGGCCGUCCCGCUCGACAGUGAUGCUCCACGGGACGGCCCACCUCCCAGGCGGACGCCGCCGGCCACCAGUAGGUUCUUCGCCACGGCUGGCUAUCAGCAGUAACCGGGCGCUCUGUCUCCCUCUCCCCGGCCGGAGAAUUGAGGCGGGAGAAUGCCGUUUCUGGAUAGCGGCACCACCAGCUACACGCUGCCCUCCACACCCAGAAAAAAGAUUUCUUGUUUCGAGUACAUUUUGUACUAAAAGUGACACAAGAUUAAUUUGUCCUCGACACAAGACGAUUUUUCCUUUGGAGUAAGAACAUUUUCUUCUUCAUAAAGUAAUUUCAUCUUGCACCAAGAAAAAAUUAAUCUUGUGUCACUCUCAGUACAAAAUGCACUUGAAACAAGAAAUCAUUUAUCUGGGUGCACGACUUCCCCGUCUACCAUGGCCCCCUGGUCGCGCCGGGGCGACUGAACGGGUGAUUCGUCACCCUGCACUAGUUGACAGGGCGAU
Molecule: messenger RNA, 1303 nt
Organism: Frankliniella occidentalis (western flower thrips)
Lineage: Eukaryota; Metazoa; Arthropoda; Insecta; Thysanoptera; Thripidae
Product: organic cation transporter protein-like
Exons: 4
Coding region: 27-740 (237 amino acids)
Biological process (GO): transmembrane transport
Cellular component (GO): membrane
Molecular function (GO): transmembrane transporter activity
Source: RefSeq, a predicted model, not a curated record